AUGUUGAAUAGAAUCUUAAAUUCCUGUAUUGCGAAGAAAUCUUUCUCUGCUUCUUCUGGUUUGUUGCAAUCGCAUCUUCAUCAUUUUGAGCGUUUUUUAUAUAUCGAAUUCAUCGGUUAUGAGAUUAUGCUGUGUUCUUUUUGUUUAGAGGAAGGGGUGCGAUGUAAGAUGGUGGAUGGGGUAAAAAGCUGUUCUCAGUGCAUAAAGCGAAGCUGUUCGUGUGAUGCUGGUUGGAUUCCUGUUUCUUCUUGUAAGUUUUCCAACUGUUUUCUUUCCUUGCACACUUUUCCUGAUAGCACUUUCUUAGUGUUCUGCAUUACCAAUGAGCUGAUUCGUCUGGAUAGUAGGGAGGUGGAGGAAGAGGAGCGUCUGCUGGAGCGUCAACGAGAGUUAGCUGAUGCUUAG
Cryphonectria parasitica EP155 is the source of this 405-nucleotide messenger RNA. RefSeq lists its product as uncharacterized. Lineage: Eukaryota; Fungi; Ascomycota; Sordariomycetes; Diaporthales; Cryphonectriaceae. The record is from RefSeq and is a predicted model, not a curated record. The transcript has a single exon. Bases 1 to 405 code for a protein of 134 amino acids.